This is a messenger RNA of Paramecium sonneborni, 708 nucleotides long. Lineage: Eukaryota; Ciliophora; Oligohymenophorea; Peniculida; Parameciidae. The record is from the annotation of a GenBank genome assembly.
AUGUUAAUCAGUAUUAAAUAAAGACACUAAAAUCGAAGGACUACUUAAAGAUUAAAAUACUUUGAGACAGUUUAAGAAUAGCCGAGAAGGGCCAGUUGUUGUUGUGAAAAUUGUGGCAAACUAACACAAUUUUAACAAAUUUAUAAGAAUUCUCCUUUGGUAGUUUAACAACAUUAAUUGAAUAAUGACCAAAAAAGUCUACUAUUUAAAUCUAAAUGUUAUAAGAAGAUGAUUUCAACAAGUUUUCAUAUCUCAAACAAGAUUUCAAUUUAAAUAAAAAAAAGAAGACAUAGUUGUACAUGCAAAGAAUGUGGUUAAGAAACUCUUUUUUAAAUGACUAGUUGUUCUAAAAUUCCUGCUAGAUAACCAAUGAAAAGUGCUCAUUUCAAAAGUUUUAUCAUAAAGAAGUCACUUGGAAAGGUAUUUUAAGAAUUUUAAGGAGCAAAAAAAAGUAAUCCAUUAUUGACAUCUCGAUCGCAUAAAGAUAUUUUAACUAAAUCUCCUCUAUUAACAAAUAGAGUAAAAGCAGGAUCGUGUCUAUUAGCAAUUUAGAAUUCAGAUAGUUUUAAAUAUUAAAAUAAAGUCAAUAAAUAAUUAAUGGAAUAAAAGAGAUGUAAGAUAAUAAACUCAUAAGAGAAAGUCAAAAUAUUUAUAAACAAACACGAGAAUAAAAAUCCAAAAAUUAGAUUAAAGACGCUAAUAAAUUGA